AUGAAGAGCUUCUUCGUCCUCACUUCGCUCGCGCUUUCUGUUCUCGCCCAACAGGCGACCAUCGUCUCCCCCACCGCAGGCAGUGUCCUCUUCGCCGGCAGCACGGUCACCGUCGAGGUCCAGCAGGCCGAGGCUGCGACUAACGACAUGCAAGUCGCCGCCCUCAUCGGCUUCCGCUCGUGCCCCGGCGGGGACUGCUCGACGUUCGAUCCCGCCACCGACGGCGUGGGCCCCAACGUCGUGUUCGCCGGCGCGUUCACGCCGGCACACGACCCGAACCAGCCGCAGAAGGGGCUGUUCCAGGACUUCACGUUCCAGAUCCCUGAGGGGGCCUUCGGCAACAGCGUGUUCAGUCUCGGGCACCUGCAGGCGGUCGGAGCGAACAACGUCCCGAUGUUCAAUAUGAGCACGGUCGUCGUGUCCGUGGUGUAA
Trametes versicolor FP-101664 SS1 is the source of this 432-nucleotide messenger RNA. RefSeq lists its product as uncharacterized. The record is from RefSeq and is a predicted model, not a curated record. Lineage: Eukaryota; Fungi; Basidiomycota; Agaricomycetes; Polyporales; Polyporaceae. The transcript is spliced from 3 exons. Bases 1 to 432 code for a protein of 143 amino acids.